This is a messenger RNA of Aspergillus calidoustus, 420 nucleotides long. The record is from the annotation of a GenBank genome assembly. NCBI's taxonomy places the organism in Eukaryota, Fungi, Ascomycota, Eurotiomycetes, Eurotiales, Aspergillaceae.
AUGCCCUCUACAACCUCAAUCCUCCCACCCCCAACCAACCCCCUAAUCCGCGUAAGCUGCUUCUUCACCAAAGCCCCCACAAUGAGCAGUACCGAGUUCAACACCUACUGGCGCGAGACCCACAGCUCCCUCGUCGUUGCCUCGAAAAUCUUCCACGACGCCAAGAUUCAGGGGUAUACGCAGGUGCACAACGCCCACAAUCUAAACGCCGAGGCGGCGCGGAUGGGAUCCGCGCUCUUGGAUUUCCAGUGGGACGCCUGCUCGGAGAUGUAUUUCCGGACCUGGGACGAUUACCGGCUUUUUGCGGAGAGUGAUGAGAUGAGGGAGGUUCUCGGGCCGGAUGGGGGGAAAAUUAUGGAUAUGGACCGCGGGGUUAGGGUUUUGGUGACGAUGGUGGAUCCGGUUUUUUCCAAGUUGUGA